AUGUCUACUUCCGGUGAUAAAGCCACCUCUAGCACCAAUAACCCUAACAACUCCUACGAGAUUACUCCACCAGCCACCGACUCUAUUUCGAGCUUAAGUUUUAGUCCAAAGGCCGAUAUACUUGUGGCAACUUCAUGGGAUUGUCAGGUGAGAUGUUGGGAAAUAACCCGUAGUGACGGCUCUAUAGCCAGUGAACCAAAGGUAUCAAUGUCUCAUGAUCAGCCGGUUUUGUGUUCUGCUUGGAAAGAUGAUGGAACCACAGUCUUUACCGGAGGAUGUGAUAAGCAGGCAAAAAUGUGGCCAUUGUUGUCUGGUGCUCAACCAUCUACUGUUGCUAUGCACGAUGCUCCUUUCAAUCAGAUAGCUUGGAUCCCUGGAAUGAAUCUCCUUGUUACUGGAAGCUGGGAUAAAACUUUGAAGUAA
Arabidopsis thaliana (thale cress) is the source of this 423-nucleotide messenger RNA. Its product is annotated as Transducin/WD40 repeat-like superfamily protein. Lineage: Eukaryota; Viridiplantae; Streptophyta; Magnoliopsida; Brassicales; Brassicaceae. The transcript has 4 exons. The record is from RefSeq and is marked reviewed. Bases 1 to 423 code for a protein of 140 amino acids.